AUGGGUGAGGUAAAUAAAGAUGCUGUUGAAAAAUACUUGGAGAACAAUCCCCAGUUUGCCAAGGAAUAUUUUGACCGCAAAAUGAGGGCAGAAGUGCUGGGAAGUAUCUUUCAAGUGAGCCCUGGAGAUGUGAAGGAAGGAGUAAGCUUCAAAGACAUGUCUCGCCUGGAGGAGUGUAACAUACUUUUUGAGCUGCUGACAGAAAUCCAGGAUGAAGCAGGCUCUAUGGAAAAGAUUGUGCACAAAACCCUGCAGAGGCUGUCACAGCUGCUGGCAGCCGAUCGGUGUAGCAUGUUUAUUUGUCGUUCCCGAAAUGGUAUUCCAGAAGUAGCUACCAGGCUUCUCAAUGUCACUCCAACUUCCAAAUUUGAGGAGAAUUUGGUGAAUCCAGACAACGAAACUGUUUUCCCUUUGGACAUCGGGAUAGCGGGAUGGGUUGCUCAUACCAAGAAGUUUUUUAAUAUACCUGAUGUGAAAAAGAAUAACCAUUUUUCAGACUUUCUGGACAAACAAACUGGUUAUACAACUGUCAAUAUGUUGGCAAUCCCAAUCAUGCAGGGUAAAGAGGUGCUUGCUGUUGUCAUGGCUCUCAACAAAUUAAACGCCAGUGAGUUCUCAAAAGAGGAUGAAGAGGUCUUUAAAAAAUACCUCAAUUUUAUAUCUUUGGUCCUAAGAAACCAUCACACCUCAUAUCUCUACAACAUUGAAUCCCGAAGAAGUCAGAUGCUGUUGUGGUCUGCCAACAAAGUAUUUGAAGAGCUAACAGACAUAGAACGUCAGUUUCACAAAGCACUGUAUACUAUUCGAAUGUAUUUAAACUGUGAAAGAUAUUCUGUUGGUCUGCUGGACAUGACUAAAGAGAAGGAGUUCUAUGAUGAAUGGCCCAUUCGGCUGGGGGAGGCAGAGCCUUACAAAGGUCCCAAGACACCUGAUGGAAGAGAAAUCAACUUUUAUAAGAUUAUUGACUACAUCUUGCAUGGGAAAGAAGAAAUCAAAGUCAUUCCGUCACCUCCAGCAGAUCACUGGUGUCUUAUCAGUGGAUUGCCAACAUAUGUUGCAGAAAAUGGAUUUAUUUGUAACAUGAUGAAUGCACGAGCAGAUGAAUAUUUCACAUUUCAGAAAGGACCCGUGGAUGAGACUGGAUGGGUUAUCAAAAAUGUCCUUUCAUUGCCUAUUGUCAACAAAAAAGAAGAAAUUGUGGGAGUUGCAACAUUCUACAACAGGAAAGAUGGAAAACCUUUUGAUGAGUACGAUGAACAGAUAAUUGAAACUCUUACACAGUUCCUGGGGUGGUCUGUUUUAAAUACUGACACUUAUGAUAAAAUGAACAAGCUUGAAAAUAGAAAAGACAUUGCUCAGGAAAUGCUUAUGUACCAGACAAAGGCUACUCCUACUGAAGUUGAAUCUAUACUGAAAUACAAAGAGAAAUUAAAUGUAAAGAGUAUAGAAGAAUGUGAUGAAAAAGAUCUUAUCAGGAUUUUGAAAGAAGAACUACCCGAUCCCAAAGACUUAGAACUAUAUGAAUUUCGCUUCAGUGACUUUCCCGUUACAGAACACGGCUUGAUAACUUGUGGAAUACGGCUGUUCUUUGAGAUAAAUGUUGUUGAAAAGUUCAAAGUCCCAGCAGAGGUCCUUACAAGAUGGAUGUACACAGUCAGGAAGGGUUAUCGAGAUAUCACUUACCACAACUGGCGACAUGGAUUCAACGUGGGACAAACAAUGUUUACUUUGCUGAUGACAGGUAGAAUAAAGAAAUACUACACUGAUCUAGAAGCCUUUGCCAUGGUUGCUGCUGCUUUCUGCCAUGACAUUGAUCACAGAGGGACCAAUAACUUGUAUCAAAUGAAAUCAGCUGCUCCACUAGCAAAGCUUCAUGGCUCUUCCAUUUUAGAAAGACAUCACCUGGAGUACAGUAAAACCCUACUGCAAGAUGAGAGUUUAAACAUCUUCCAGAACCUAAAUAAGCGCCAGUUUGAAACCGUUCUACACUUAUUUGAAGUUGCAAUAAUAGCAACUGACUUGGCUUUGUAUUUCAAGAAAAGGACUAUGUUUCAAAAGAUUGUGGAUGCAAUUGAAAAAAUGGAAACAGAAGAGGAGGCAAUUAAAUAUAUAUCUAUUGAUCCAACCAAAAAAGAAGUCAUCAUGGCUAUGAUGAUGACCGGAUGUGACUUGUCUGCUAUAACCAAGCCUUGGGAGGUACAAAGUAAGGUUGCCCUCAUGGUUGCAAAUGAAUUUUGGGAGCAAGGUGACCUGGAACGAACUGUACUACAGCAACAACCAAUUCCCAUGAUGGACAGAAACAAAGGUGAUGAACUACCUAAGCUCCAAGUUGGUUUCAUAGAUUUUGUGUGCACUUUUGUGUACAAGGAAUUCUCAAGAUUUCACAAGGAAAUUACACCCAUGUUUGACGGUCUUCAGAACAACAGGGUUGAAUGGAAAACUAGAGCUGAUGAAUAUGAAGAGAAGAUGAAAGUUAUUGAGGAACAAAAGAAAAAGGAAGAAGAAGCAGCUGCCAAAAAAGCUGAAAAUGCAGCUGGAGGUGGAAGUGGAGAGGAUGGAAAAUCCAAAACAUGUAUAAUUUUGUAA
Lagopus leucura (white-tailed ptarmigan) is the source of this 2586-nucleotide messenger RNA. It is a transcript of the gene PDE6C, whose product is annotated as phosphodiesterase 6C. NCBI's taxonomy places the organism in Eukaryota, Metazoa, Chordata, Aves, Galliformes, Phasianidae. Gene Ontology annotation, biological process: signal transduction; visual perception. The transcript has 22 exons. Gene Ontology annotation, molecular function: 3',5'-cyclic-nucleotide phosphodiesterase activity; protein binding. The coding region runs from base 1 to 2586 and encodes 861 amino acids. The record is from RefSeq and is a predicted model, not a curated record.